Molecule: messenger RNA, 954 nt
Organism: Anarrhichthys ocellatus (wolf-eel)
Lineage: Eukaryota; Metazoa; Chordata; Actinopteri; Perciformes; Anarhichadidae
Product: olfactory receptor 6C1-like
Exons: 1
Coding region: 1-954 (317 amino acids)
Biological process (GO): detection of chemical stimulus involved in sensory perception of smell; G protein-coupled receptor signaling pathway
Cellular component (GO): membrane
Molecular function (GO): odorant binding; olfactory receptor activity; G protein-coupled receptor activity
Source: RefSeq, a predicted model, not a curated record
AUGGAUAAUGUUUCUGUUGUAAGAGUUUUCUUUCUAUCAGGGUUAAACGAGACAAAUAAUUACAUAGUAACUCUGUUGACAUUCACUUUACUGUAUUAUUGUGUGAUUGUGUUUUUCAAUGUCUCUAUCAUCAUGAUCAUUAUCUUAGAUCAACACCUACAUGAACCCAUGUAUAUCUUGUUGUGCAGUUUUUGCAUUAAUGGACUUUAUGGGACCACAGGUUUCUACCCCAAAUUCCUUUUUGAUUUGUUUUCUUCCUCUCAACAGAUCUCAUAUGAAGGAUGCCUUUUACAGGCUUUUGUCAUGUAUUCAUUUGCUUGUUGUGAUUUAUCCAUUCUAGCAGUGAUGGCCUACGACAGAUAUCUGGCUAUAUGUCGACCACUUCACUACCACUUUGUCAUGACAAAGAGGAGGCUCUCUCAGCUGAUAUGUUUCUCCUGGCUCACACCUUUCAGCCUCUUUUCCAUCAAUAUUCUGCUAACGUCAAGACUAAAGUUAUGUGGUGCAAAAAUUGACAGACUGUUUUGUGUGAACUGGGUAAUUGUCAAACUCACCUGCCCCGACACUGACACCUUUUCAAACAAUAUAACUGCAUUUUUUACAAUAUUCAUUUAUGUAUGUCAUGGGUUUUUCAUAAUUUGGACUUAUAUGCAUAUGAUUAGAACUUGUGUGAGGUCCAAAGAUGACAGGGCAAAGUUUAUGCAGACGUGUGUGCCUCAUUUAGUCUCUUUAGUCACAUUCCUUGUUGCAAUGCUUUUUGAUUUGAUGCAUAUGCGAUUUGGCUCCACAGAUUUACCUCAGAGCAUUCAAAACUUCAUCGCUAUAGAAUUCCUGCUCAUUUCUCCUGUGAUGAAUCCUCUAAUAUAUGGAUUUAAACUGACAAAGAUACGAAACAGAAUUGUAGGUUUAGUUUACUCCUCCGUCGAGUGCAAUCUCCAAUUCAAUCGAAUGUGA